Aedes albopictus (Asian tiger mosquito) is the source of this 4153-nucleotide messenger RNA. Its product is annotated as zinc finger protein 729-like. Gene Ontology annotation, molecular function: RNA polymerase II cis-regulatory region sequence-specific DNA binding; zinc ion binding; DNA-binding transcription activator activity, RNA polymerase II-specific. The record is from RefSeq and is a predicted model, not a curated record. Bases 119 to 3697 code for a protein of 1192 amino acids. Lineage: Eukaryota; Metazoa; Arthropoda; Insecta; Diptera; Culicidae. Gene Ontology annotation, cellular component: nucleus. The transcript is spliced from 4 exons. Gene Ontology annotation, biological process: regulation of transcription by RNA polymerase II.
AGUUCUAUCGCACGAUUUCAGUCUCAGGACCUAAGAAAAAGAAAGUUUGAUACAACACACGAAACCUCGUCCGUGAAAAAGUGCAUUUUCCGCUGGAAAACCAUUCGUGCGGACCGCAAUGGAUCCAUCAACGUCCCUCGGGGACGACCUGUUUGAGAUGCCAAAUGGCGAUCCGGCCAAGUUCUGUCGGCUGUGUUUGUCGGAGAUGGAUGUGGAGGAACUGUUUCCUGACGGGCAAGGUAUCCGACAGGACGUGAUCGAUGGAAUUUACAAGUGUACCGGCAUUCGGAUCAGCCUGGAAGAUGAUUAUCCGGCUGCGGUUUGCUGGAUGUGCCUGAUGUCGCUGGAGGAAUUUCAAUGGUUCCAAGAGCGAUGCCAGCGAUACGAUGUGCUUAUUCGCCGGAAACGGAAGCAGAUGAUUGCCGCGAAAAAGGCGCCUGCGGUGGUGAUUGAGAACCAUAAUUUUCCUGUCGUUGAGGAAGACGAUGGCGAUUAUGAUGACGAUGACGAUGAGCCGGAUGGACCGGUGUUGCGAAUUUCAUCCGUUCAGGAAAAUGUCCAAGCAAUUGGGGAGGAAGAGAGUCUGGUGGUGCCACAGGCAUCCUAUGUAGCCCCACCGGAGGAGCAGGAUGUGAAACCGAAUGCGCAAGCGCUGGCAGAUUUUGCCGCACACUUCAUGGCCGGUGGUGGCGGCUUUGGGGAAGGGUCAGACACAUUGGAUGCGACUUCCGCAUCCGAAGAAGUCGAUAAACAACUACAAUGCAAGCUGUGUAGUCGUAUCUUCAAGAAUAAGGCCAAUCUGUGGGAGCACAACCGGCUGCACAAAGGGAAUCUUCCGUUUAAGUGCGCUGACUGCGGAACGACCUUCAGCCGAACGAAACAGCUUGAGGCUCACCGGCAGAAAUACCACUCGAAAGAUUCAACCGAGGAUCCACCGUUGAGACUUCCGUGUCGGUUCUGUCCCCGGGUGUUUCCCAGGAAGGGCGAUCGCACGCAGCACAUGAAGAUGCUCCAUUCGGAUUUGUACGAUCCGAACGAAAAGAUGGAAACGUCGACCCCGACGCUGUCCAGUGGAAGGAACACGCCGGCUUCAAACUUUGGAGUAUCUUCAUCAGCCAUGCUUGCCAUGCCGGAAAAGAAGACUGCCAUUACCAUCAAACGGCCCAUGUCUGCCGCGACUCCUACGCCCAUUCGAAGAAGGCGUAGUCUGUUGACCGCCGCUGCUGGACAGGACGGUCCCAAUCUUAAUUGCACCAUAUGUACGAAACUAUAUCCAUCAGUUCGAGAGCUCGAAGAGCACGUCAGCCGGGAUCAUCCCAUAGGUUCUAUUAUGUCCUGUCCAUUCUGUCCUAAGACGUUCAAAUCUCGGCAAACCAUUCGGAUGCAUAUUCUCAAUCAUCAGGGCAAGUUGCCGUACAAGUGUGAUGACUGUGACGCUCGUUUCGAUCGGAAGUUCUACCUUCAGAAGCAUCGGGAGCGUUACCAUCAGGGAGAAGGUGCGGACAACCAAGCCGCCAUGAAGUGUCGUUUCCGAUGCAAGUUCUGUCCGAGGAUCUUCCUUAGAAAGAUUGAUCGUAAAACUCACAUCCGAUUGGUGCACCAAGCGGAGAUCAAGAUCAAGCAGGAGAAACUCGAUCCGGAAAUUGAUGGGGAUGAAGUAAUGGCGGAUGCGGAGCAGUCGAACAGCUCGACCCCGGCCAGUCUGCAGCAAUCGGAACUCAGCUUUGGAUGUCUCCAGUGUGGAAUGCAGUUCCGAUCGCCGGAAAAGCUGCGUGUCCACACCGCCACACAUCACGUAAAAAAGGAACCCACUGCAGCGGCCAGUUCCAAAGCGGACCAAAAUCCGCGCCCGAUCCGGCAAGGCUUAAACGUUCGACGGCCAUUCAAGUGCCAAUACUGUCCGAAGACCUUUGCCCAGAAGUACGUCAUGAUGGAGCACACCUUCAUCCACACCGGUUCCCUUCGUUAUCCGUGCGAUAUCUGCAUGGCCAUGUUUAACCGACCGCACUAUCUGAAGGCCCACAAGGCCAAGCAUCACAGCGACAAUUCCACAUUCAAGGCGAUCAAGUGUCGGUUCUGCACUCGGACCUUUGUUCGGAAACAGGACAUCAAGAUCCACGAACGGGUCGCGCACAAUGUGACUGAUUUCAAUGACACCAACGUUCAGCGGGAAAUAUUCGAAACUUCACAUAACGGAUCGUUUGAGGAGGGUGUCAGUGGCACGGGCGAUGGAGGCGAUGUGGCAGCGGCGACACGUCCAACGGGGGGACAAUCGAGUGUGGUUCCCUACACCGUUGAUGAGGACGUGGAUGACUUCGAUGGGGACGAUGACGAUGAUUACGUUGCUGGAGAGGAGAACGGAGAAGACGACACCAGUUACGACAUUCCGGAAAACCCGGAAAUCCGCGACGUGGUCAUAACACUGGAACGUAUCCCUGACGAAGUCUUGGAAACAUUGGAUGUAUCCUACGACGAUUACGACGAAGAGAAUGAUGAACUCAACGGUGAUGCAGUAGAAUCGGAUAACAACCGUACCGAUACUCCGAGGCUCAACAUGAGCAUCACUCUUCACCGGUGCCCAAAGUGUCAGAAAGUGUUCAAGACACUCAAGUCGCUAAAACAUCACAUGAUCUACCACCAGAGUCAGUUGCCGUUCGCUUGCGACGAGUGUGGAGUUCAGUUUGCACGGAAUCGACCGCUUCAGAUCCAUAAAGAACGGUACCACUCGGAAGAUGCACCGUAUAAAGGGGAGCGUUUCAGUUGCGAUUUCUGUCCAAGAAUCUUCCUUCGCGAUCGCGAUAAACUGUUCCAUCAGAAGAUCGUACACUCUAUGGAGAAAAGCUACCACAAUCGAGAUGAAGGUACCCCGGAGCUGAAGAAAGCUAAGAUCAAAAAGCGUAAAGACUACGUCUGUCUGACGUGCUGCGAACGUUUCGAGACGGAGAAGUCCUGUCAGCGGCACAUUAAUCAGGAACAUCCGGACGAAUCGGCGGACAAGAUGACGUGCGACUCGGUCAUUCCAGCGCUGUUGGUCACACCCAAAUUGGAAUCGGAGCGGGAUACCCCAGAAAAUCCAACAAACCCGGAGGAUAUUAUCAAAUCAGACACUCCAAACGAGUCGGAGCGACCCAAGUCUACCAUUCCGUCGGAGUCGGAGCGACCCAAGUCUACCACCAUUCCGUCGGAGUCAGAACGACCCAAAUCAACCAUUCCGUCGGAGUCGGAACAACCUCCCCCACCGCCGGCCCUGGCCACCAACAGACCGUACAAACUGUGCCGCUGCACCAUUUGCGUUUCCACUUUCAAGAACCGUGAAAACUGGGAGGAUCACCUCCAAAACCAUCCAAACGUACGGCCGCAUCAUUGCGAGAAAUGUCUGAUCAAACGGAAGAGCCGCUCGAAUCGCAAGGUCACAUCCGUUGGGUUCAAGUGCCAACACUGCCCCAAGGUAUUCACCAAGUCUAACACCCUGCGUACACACUCGCGCCUUCACAACUCCGAACUGCGCUUCCCUUGCGACGAGUGCGGCAUGAUGUACGAUCGCUAUCGGCUACUGCAGGCCCACAAGGACAAGUACCACUCGGAGGACUCCUACAUGAAUCCGCCGCUGGAAACCUACCGAUGCAUGUAUUGUCCGAGGACGUUUAUGCGCCAGCGGGAUUGCAACUUUCACCAGGAAUCGGUCCACGCUGUCUAACGUGGGAAGCAAUUGUAAAGUAUUACACGAUCAUUAUCAAACAAGAAGCAAAGCAUACACACAGCACACACUGACACACACUUAUCCUUAUGGCAAAUCAUCUAUAUGUUAAGGUCACGCAGAUUAUUUUUUACACAAAAGUGGUGUACUUCUUUAUGUUUCUUAUAUAUUUUAUCCAGGUUUUAUGUUCAAAACGGUAAGUAUUGAUCAAGUAGGACUUCCAUUAUUCUCGUUUUUAGCUGUAAGAAGAGGAAACCCUAAAUUAGGAGGGUUACAGAGAAUUUCACACGAGAAUCAACAAGACAUUACAUUUUAUUAUACUCGAGAGCUGAGCUGCUCUUUUAGCUUCCUUUAAGCCCCCCUUCCGUCUAGUAUCUAAUAUGACUUUAAUACACCUACUUAAUAAAAUUGAGUAAGAUCUGAAAAUGCCGAAAUAUGUGUAUGAAACAAAACAAA